AUGGACGCUGUUCACUUCGACCUCCAGCAUGAACGUCGAGCACCGGCACCCCUAUCGCGCAUGUCAUCUAUUGCAAGCACGUCGUCGGACGACACCACUAUCAGCUCGGAGUCAGCCAGGAGGACGCGCAAGAGGUUCACACACGAGCAGUUGGCUAUGCUCGAGCAACUAUUCCACCAAUGUUCCCAUCCUACCCGUCAGCAACGAGAGGCCUUGGCCGACCAAGCUGGGAUGGAAAUACGAUCUGUAACUAUUUGGUUCCAGAACAAACGCCAGUCGGAACGCAAAGUCGCCCUACGCAAUAGCACCAACACUACCCGGUCCCUAUCGUCCUCGGACAACAGCGCGUCCGUCAGCAGCUCCCUCAAGGCAGGUAAAGCCAUGUUGCGCCCACAAUCGCGCGUCCAUUCCCACUCCCACUCCCGUGCCUCGGCCCCAUCACGCAUCCUCUCCCUUGACGAGAUCGCCUCGCGCUCCGAGCUCCGCAUCCAACCCCCCAGCACGCCCACGCGCCGCCCGAACCCGCGGCCCAAUGCCACCCUAUGGGACAGCAUGCUCUCGUCGCCCAUCCAGUCCCCAUCAUCCCCCGUGCGCGAAUACCACUACAUCGAGUUCGGCAAGACGAAAAACGCGGGCAACCGGAAGACGCUGGAGUGGGCGUGCGCGGUGGCACGGGUAUCGACUAAGCAGCAAUUGGCAGAAGGGGGUUUAUUUGCGACGUUGAGGGAGGAGCCGGAGGAGGAUACGGAGACGCAAUGCAGUAAGAGCAGUGCGGGGGACAUGGAUAUGGACGACGACGACUAUACCGACGAGGAGGUGCACGAAGCCCUCACUCCCAACGACAGCUUUGGCUACACGGAAGAUACCAGCAAGCGAGGAACCUUACAAGCACAGCAAAAGGACCAAAACGUCGACGAAGAUACCAUGAGGGCUGCGUUGGCGUUGUGCGGACUCGGGAACCGGUGACAUACGGGACGUGUUAAAGUUGAAAUUAAUGGGGCCCCUCUCUCGGGGACGCCCCUCAUGCCUAAUUAUGAAGUAACGAAUAUAUGCCUACAAGUAUGUAGCCUUGCAUGUAGAAACCCAUACCCGAACAUAAUCGGACAUAUGUUGUACCAUUCCUAUCCUGCGACGACACUGGUCCGACUGAGAUGCAUAGUACCAUCUAUGCAUCAAACCUUGGCAAGACGGCAGCGUUUGGGAUCGUCAUUUCAGUCAUAAACAAAGUAGGUCCGACAACUAAAUCCAGCCGAUCUUAAAGAUCCUGUACCCGCCUUCGUCCGCUCGUCCGACUCCUUCCUGCCUUUCGACUCGCUCCUCGCUCAAGAUAGCUAGAACUGCCCUCUCCGUCACGGAGGAGACCACAGAAGCGGCAGGAAAGACCGCGCCAACGGUAUCACCCAUUCCCUCAUGUCGCCCGACAGUACGCAUGGGAAUCGCCAACCAAAAUAUCCCACCUCUCCCGCCGUUCUCGGCGGAGG
Molecule: messenger RNA, 1481 nt
Organism: Gloeophyllum trabeum ATCC 11539
Lineage: Eukaryota; Fungi; Basidiomycota; Agaricomycetes; Gloeophyllales; Gloeophyllaceae
Product: homeobox-domain-containing protein
Exons: 2
Coding region: 1-966 (321 amino acids)
Biological process (GO): regulation of transcription by RNA polymerase II; cell differentiation
Molecular function (GO): DNA-binding transcription factor activity, RNA polymerase II-specific; RNA polymerase II cis-regulatory region sequence-specific DNA binding
Source: RefSeq, a predicted model, not a curated record